Messenger RNA from Schistosoma haematobium, 9976 nucleotides. RefSeq names its product Carbonic anhydrase- protein 10. Lineage: Eukaryota; Metazoa; Platyhelminthes; Trematoda; Strigeidida; Schistosomatidae. The record is from RefSeq and is a predicted model, not a curated record. Bases 107 to 1102 code for a protein of 331 amino acids. Gene Ontology annotation, molecular function: zinc ion binding; carbonate dehydratase activity. The transcript is spliced from 16 exons.
GAGAACUUAAGUACGUUACUUAAUACUGCGCACUUCAUUCAGACUAUAGCUUCGUCAUAAUGAAAAUUCACCAUAGUAAACAGAUGCGCCCACCUGGUCUGUGGGAAUGAUUUUUGGAAUCUUGACAGUUUUUGGUAUUAUUUCCUUCACAAUAACCAAGUCACUUGAUGCUCUGUGGCAAGAAAGUUCAUGGGAUUCUACCUGGGAUACAUGGUGGCAUUACAAAGAAGGUGUAAUAGGAGGUCCAAGUAACUGGGGGCAGACGGCGCUCAUGGCUAUUACCAGUGACAUUUGGUCAGCUUGCUAUCAAGGAAAAAUGCAAUCACCAAUCAAUAUCUCUACAAAGCAUUUAGUAUUUGAUACUAAUUUGGAACCUAUAAAAAUACUAGGCUUAGAUAAACAGAUUGACGUGGAGAUAGUGAAUACUGGACAAGAUUUACAAAUGAAAUUUCUUGAUUCAACAACAAUAAUUAUAUUCAGUGAAGGACCAUUGGUAUAUGACUACAAGCUGUUUGGUGCUAUUAUAAAAUUUGGUUCAAGAUCAAGUCGUGGUUCAGAUCAUCAAAUUGAUGGUAUCGCGUUUCCGGCGGAGCUACAAUUAUAUGCAUUCAAUUACAUUUUAUAUCCAAAUUUUUCUGUUGCACUAUCUAAACCGAAUGGGUUGGCUGUAUUAUCUAUCUUCUGUCAAGUCGGUAUUCAGUCGUCAGCUGAUUUGGAAGCUAUAUUUUCUAUAGCAGAUCAUGUGCAGUUGAAAGGGAAGUUUAAAAAGCUUCAAGGUUUGUUGUUAGAAGGUAUAAUACCAUCAACUGUUCACUAUAUGACAUAUCAAGGUUCUUUACCUUUUCCUGCUUGUUAUGAAACAGUCACCUGGAUUAUACUCAAUCAACCAGUUAUAAUCACAGAAACACAGUUAAAAUCUCUUCGUCAACUUCGAAUUUCUUCAUUUCGGGAAUCUGGUAGAAUGGCUGAUAAUUAUCGAACAAUUCAGAAACUUAAUAACCGCUCAGUAAGAACAAAUAUCGACUUUAUACAGACUCAACCAUACUGCUCAAUGCAAUCUAGACGAUCUUACAUUGUAUCAAAGAAAACUCUUGAAAACUAAAGAUUUUGGUCAGUAUAUUAUGAUCUUAUUGAAUGAGGAUACAUGAAUUCAAAAGGUUUCAUAGAAAGAGAUGUUAUUUUAUACGAAACCAAUUAUCUAAGUUGUUCUACUUCCUAAAAGACAAUUUUCUGAAACGAAUGAUGAAAAAAACUCGAAGGAAUAAUCUGAAUUAUUUAUUCAAAACAAAUAAUAUAAAAUUUGAUUCAGAUCAUUACACUUUAGUAGUAAAAUAGUUGCUGUACUCAGGAAAGAAAAGACUGAUUCUUGUUUUUAUUAUCUUUUAUCAUCUACCUCAUAUUACUAGUAAAGUAUUCAGAUUGUUAGUGAAUGAAUAAAAAUAAUAAGUUUGUAUACCUCGACAAUACAUAACCUAAUUUAUUGUCAAUACUUUUUAUGAACUUUUAUUAACUCUUAUUCCAUAUCUUGUUCGUUUGACUUACUAUGUAAAACAAAAGACGACAAAUAAUUGUGAUAAAAUAAAAUAUUUCAUGGGUGUUGUAUAAAACUUUGAUUUGAAUUCAUUCUAGUUAUUCGAUCAACAGGAGAACAAGUAUGGUUAUUGUUACCUUUUUUUAAAUUUUAAUUUACUUAAUGUUAAUGAUAUGUAGCUAUGAAUGAAACUAAACAAAACAAUAGAAUGUUUUACAACAUACUUUCAUUACAUUGAAAAAAAGGUGUUUAAUCGUGGAAAAUAACACUUUCGUUAACAUUAAUGAGUUCCCUUUGUUAUAGUAAUUUGUGAAUAUCACUAUCAUAGUCUAUUUGGAUGAAUGCAUUUUAAAAGAAAAUUUAUAUAUACGGAAACUUUAUAUGGUUGGUAAUUGUAAUGAUAAGUUCUCAACAGAAUACUAAUUGUUAUGCAUAAUCAUUUACAAAAUGAUUUCAAUUUGGUCAACAACAAAAAACAAACAAACAAACUCUGUAUCUGACACUAUACAAGUUGUUUAUUAUUUAUUCAAUGAGAUAGUUAUAAAUGUUUUCUUAACCAAAAUAUUAUUUCAUGUAUUCCAUGUUGAAAGCACAAUAACUUUAAAAGACAUUUUCUUUUCUCUCUUUAAAUUCAAGUAUAUUUUCGUUUCCAAAAAGAAAAAGAAACAAAAAACAAAUCUCCACUUUUUAAAAUUCCUACCCAUCUAUAUUUUUGGCUAAAUAAAUUUUAUUAUUAUUAAAUAAAGGUUCAACAUGAUUAAUAAGAGAGAUAUUAAAGAUUCCCAUUGUGAAAAUUAGAACAACAUAUGUAAGUGAACAAUUGUUUUCAAAUAGAUCAUCAUCAGGCUUUACUCUAAUAUAUAUGAAUAUUUAUACGAAAAUGUUAAACCAAUCAAAACAAUUUAAGUCAACAAUCACAAUGAAAUAGAAUAUAUCACCGCAAAUAAUUGGUAAAAGUAUAAGUUGAUAGUAGGAAGAUAGGUGUACUGAUAAUAGUAAGAAUAAUAAAAUACAAUAACAAAAGUCAUAUCAAUAGUUAAACAUCUAAUUGAUAGCGGUCACACUGUAGACAAAUCGAAGUCAUUUAGAGUGAGCUUCGCAUAACUCCAUCAUUUCCCGGUGGAUUUCGUUCCCCUCUCUUAAAUAUAGCUGAAGCCAUAGGAAUUCGCACAUUUAACCCCAAUUUAUGUGUACGGAGGAAAUUCGUGAUCCUUCUAUCCCUUUAAUGGCCGGAUAUAACUAAUGACAAUUGUUUUUAUAAAUUUUGUUUUAUUUUUUUGUCAUUAGCAUUAUUUUCACACCCGUAUUUGUUUGCAAUUUUCCGCCUUUUUCCGUUUGUAUUCUUCACUAUUUAAUUAUUUACACACUUCAUAUUACGUAAUGGUUUCAAUGUUUUGUGAUGAUUAUUCUAAGUUUAUUCACUCACGUUUGAUCUUGUAUUUCCAAUGUUUAACUAUUGAUAUGACUUUUGUUAUUGUAUUUUAUUAUUCUUACUAUUAUCAGUACACCUAUCUUCCUACUAUCAACUUAUACUUUUACCAAUUAUUUGCGGUGAUAUAUUCUAUUUCAUUGUGAUUGUUGACUUAAAUUGUUUUGAUUGGUUUAACAUUUUCGUAUAAAUAUUCAUAUAUAUUAGAGUAAAGCCUGAUGGAACUCGGCUUUCAUCAUGAGGCGUCAUAACUCUUCUAAACAAACCAGAUCCCAGCAGAGGAGGGAAUCAGGAAGAAGCGCUCGAAUUGGAUAGGACACACAUUGAGGAAAGCACCCAACUGCGUCACAAGACAAGCCCUCACAUGGAAACAUCAAGGCCAAAGGAAAAGAGAAAUACCAAAGGACACAAUACGCCGCGAAAUAGAGAUAGACAUGAGUAAAAUAAACAAGAAUUGGAUAGAACUAGAAAGGAAGGCCCAGGAUAUAGUGGGUUGGAGAAUGCUGGUCAGUGGCCUAUGCUUCAUUGGGAGUCACAGUCGUAAGUAAGUAAGUAAGUAAAGCCUGAUAAUAAUCUAAUUGAAAACAAUCGUUUAUUUUAAAAAAAAAUAUGACUAUUUUUUAAUGUUUACUCUAACUUAUGCAUAAAAGAAAAUAUUGUGAUAAAAAGAAAACUUUCAUUUAAAUCUCAGUAAAACAAGGAAAUUUAUUUAUAAAGACGAAAAGACUCAUUGAAAAAAAGCAUUUCUCGCCUACAUUUUUAAUUUUUGACUUUAAUUCUUAUUUGUAUUGUAGAUAUAAAUAGAUUUCAACAAGAUGCUACAUAGAAAUGUAUAGAUAAGUACACCAGUCAACCAAAACACUUGGUAUCUGCAAGUUAGAGUUUUGUUAUACAAUUAAUGACAAAAGAUUUACUAAUUAGAAUAUAAAUGGCCGAUAUACUAAAUUCAUGUCAGUCUCUAUUUUUGGAAAAAUCAAAUGUUUUGAAUAAACAUACAACUUGCAUUUUCAGUAAGCUACUAUCUGUGAUGGUGAUUGCCUUAGACUUCGAUCGAACUAAAUCGAUUACUUCUGUCGUUUAGUGUAAAUUAAUCCUUCACCAUCGAGAAUUUCGCUAAAGUAUGAAGCUCUAAUAUGUAGAGUUUCCACUGAUCACAAAUUAUAAUUAUCAUUGAUCUAACCAUAUUCAAAUGAGGAUGAAACGGUUCAAUUUUUUUCAGUUUGAAUGGAUGAUCUCGGAUUACAACAACUGUUAUUCAAAUAAGAGCUCACUUCUGUGUGAGAUGAUUAAUCUUAAUAAACAUUUUAUCGAAUCAAGCUUCUCUGACUGGUCACAAUUAUUUGACAAGAAACUGUUACUCUACACAAAUUACGCCAUGGCUUCAAAAUGAAUCAAUUUAGUUUAAAAAGCGGAAUUUAGAUGAUAAUGAAUGACUGUUUUACAAAACCUCAUUAAUACAGGCUAUCGAAUGACGGUUAUUAAAAAAAAGCCACAUUACAUCAUACUACAAGUUCUACUGUACUAUCUUUGAAAUUCAUCAGGUUGCUCAAAGUCAUUUAUUAAGAUUGUUACUUUUAAAACGCUUGAAAUAAUUUGUGGAAUCAGUAUCUAAACCCUAGUAUCACAUUUCAUGAUAAUUUGGUGCGCAACCUGGUAUAAAACUUUCCUUAAAAUCGAAAUCUAUGUCUGUAACGAGUAACUGAUUAGCAGUAGCUUUUAAUUUAUAAAUGAAAUGUUAUUGCUAAUAGGAUUGAAACACAAGAUCCUCCAUUUUAGUUACUGUAAAGUCAUUCUCAAGCUAUGGUACAUAAACUGCCGCAGUUCCGUUGUCAUAAAGAUUAACUUUUUAAAACAAAUUGAGUAAACAUAACAAAAAUUUCGCAGAAUCUGUUAAGGUAAUAUAUCCUGUACAGGAUGAAGUAUCACGCUCUUCAAAAAACAGCUGUAAAAUCAGAACACGGAAAACAGGAAAUUAGUACAUGUGUUCGUACCGGCAAUAAACAACAAAGAAUAAAAAAAUUUAAAAAUUUUUUGAAAAUGAAUGUUUUGGAAACAAACAACAAAAACGAUUGUAUUCAAAAUACUUCAUAAUCGGUAAAACGGUACAGGCUUGUCAAAGAGUCUUAUCUAUUUAGGUGAAUCAGUGACAAAAAUUCAUUGGAAACAUAAGUCUCAAUUUCAGUGUACUUAUAUGUUGUUGAAGUCCAGGAAACAAUUCAAAAAUUAAAAAUAGUAUAACGUUUAUCAUAAGUUCACAUUUGUUUAGUAGAUCUAUUGAAUGUUUUGAUACAUUUGCGUUUGCUCAACAUUAGUGAUUUAGCGUAAGUUUGAUUUGGCAACGAUAAAAUACAUAAUCAUGAGUACUUUAACAAUCUACAGUUGAUGUGCUCGUGUCGAAGUAUCGAUUUUCUGUCAAUUUUGAAAUAAUAUUUGUGUUAAUUUGAUGAAUAGAAAUAUAAAUGCGAUGGAAUCCUAUAUAUAUAGAAAAUGCUUGAAGUGGAUAAGUAAUUCUGUUGACUGUGACUUUUCAAAUAUUAUGUAUCAUGACACUAAAAAAUCAUUUAUACGUAUUGGUUGUUUUAAUCUUUUCGCUAAUAUUUAUGACUGCAAUUAUUCAGUCUCUUCUGGUACAUGUCCAUUAAGUGAGGAUUGCCUCCAUAUUGUCGCUAGGUUACAAGCAACGUUAAGCAAAGAUAAAUUAAAAUUAACCCCUCGUUACCAACCAGUAGCUAUCUGGACUUGACAGCUAAGUAGCUAAUGGGUGGUAUUUGAAACGAACGGUAGUGAUCUCGGAUCUCGGGAUGAAUGUCGUCUCUUGGUUCGAAGUGCAUCCAGCUAACGAGUCCCACAUGGAACAAAAUGUGUUUUCUGAAUUCCAGUGCUAGCUACCAUGCAUGUCCGCUUAAAUGACUAUUUUUCAUUCAAAAACAAAUGAUUAUCUUUUUGAAAGGAUACAUUUUUCAUUCAUAGUUAUUUCGUUUUCAUUCUUGAUUAUAUCUCCUACAUUUUGCAUAAUUUGCCUUCAACUGACUAUCAUUAGGUUGUUCAUUAUUAAGAAUUAAAGAACUACUUUGAAAAAAUUCUCAUAGCAACAAUUUUGAUUAAAUUCUCCAUAAAUUGUUGUACUAUAAUCUCAAGAAUAAACGGGUAAGUUGUUUGCUGACUGUUGAGUGUUAAUCAUUUUAUUUAUUGAAUAUAAUUACUCGUUUUUUUUCGUAGAAAAUAAAGUGUAUCUAAAAUUAUUAAUAAACAAAGUUGAUUAUUCUAUUUAAUCCAAAUAUACCAGCUAAACUAAUUGAAAUACACAUCAAUCAACAUACACUCCUUUCAGUUUUUCUAAUAUGAAAAAACAACAUAUCAAUUUGACAACUAUAAUGACCAAUGUUAGAUUAAUAAUAUCAAGAGAAAAAGAUUAUAAUGCAGUGAUUUGACGAUUGUUUAAGAAAUACAAUCUACAAUGUUUAUAUCAUUAAACUACCAACAGAAGUAAUAAAGUAUGAACAUCACUUCCUGUUAAUGAAACAUAUUAGGAAACAACUUAACAAACAGUAUAACUUUCUUCUGUAUGACAUAGAUAUUCAAUAUAUAAUAGUCAUAUGAGAGCUUAUUUUGUCGCUUAAAUUUUGCUUUCAAUGUCUCAUUAAUUAUCGAGUUUCAUACGAAAAAAUCAAGACAUAUCAAUUCAAGUUUAAUCAUAUCAAUCAAAAAUCAGAAGUAUAGAAAACUAUUUGAAAAUGAAAUACAAGUUUCAUGACUAAGUUUUUCCAAUGUUUUUUUCUUUGUUAGUCAUUCAAUUGUAUCUUAUGUUCUGAACACUGCUUGAUGUCAAUGAAAUACAUCUAGUUAGCAAUGAAAUUGCAAUUCGUUUAGAAAUUGAUACGCACCAUAAUAAAGAUAUCAACACUGUGGUUCAAGAGUAUCUGGGUGCAGGGUAUUAAAAAAAGACAAUCACAUCUACAACUAGCCGUUAUUCUAAAUAUAUUCAAUAGGCUAGUGUGUGACUAAUCGAGAAAUAGAAUCAAAAGAAACUGUUAGUUUACAUUUCUUAGUGUUGAUAUUCGAUAAACAUCAAUUUAUGUAUAUAAUGAAUACUUUUUGCUGUUUAUUGAAAAUUAAAAAAUUUUAGAAGUGUGUUGUUGUCUAAACGUGUAUGAUUUGAAUAUUACUACUAUAAAUAAUAGAUUAUUGAUUUUUUUAUUGUCGUAUAAUGUUCUCAGUAGACAUCGAUCAUUUGUUUCACAAAUGAGAACUUAUUCACUAACACUAUAAAUCAUGAUGUUGAAAAACACAAAAAGUUACAUGACACUUAUGUAUACUUGACAGUUUAUUGAAGAUAAUUCAGAGGCCAUUGAAUUUCUGAAGUCAUUAUGACUGAAUAAUACAUAUAUAUCUAUUUCAUUACAAUUCUUACCAUUCAAACUUCUCCUAGAUAAACGUUUACAGUUAUUAUCUCGGUUAAAAACAUUGAUCUUGAUCUUUUGCAUACCCUUCUAGUGAAACAUACAUAUUUGAGUCAACUUAUGAUUGCUAUCACUCUAGAAUACUGUUGUGCAACAUUUCAAUAAUGAAACAGACAAUACUCAUAGACUUUAUCUUCAUCCGAUAUUUAACCUCUACGUCGCAUACCUAUUUCUUAUGCUUAUUAAUAAUUACAAUUAUAAUGAAUGUCAUACCAAACUAGAUUAUUCUAAGGAGACUUUAUGCCUCCUGCAUAUUAAUUGAUAUGAAUUCAAUAAAUAAUCAUAUUUAUUUAAAUUAACAUUGACUUAUUAGUUAAGUUUUCAUUUAGUUAGUACUUCAUAAUCAUUGAAUUUCAGUGAUCAGGUAGAUAUAAUGAAUGAUAGAAUAGUUUACUACCUGCCAUUGUUUUCAAGUUUAUAAAUUAAAGAAAUCAUCAAUUCAUUAUAUCGUCAAGAUGAUUGCAAUUAUAGUGUUUACAGUUGACUUUGAACUUUUAAAGUAUAGAAAUUUAUCUAUGGAGUAUAAAAGGAGAUUAUUAAGUCAUGAAAAACUAAUAGAAAAACUUGUUACACUAAAUAAACUACGUUAUGAAUAUAUAUACUCAUUACCCAGAAUCACAGCCUGUUUUUCAAAACAGAUCGAUGUUUUAAAUACCUUUUUUUGUUCAUUUCAUAUGCUAUUUCAGUCUACCUGUAUACAUUCAUUGAUUCGUUCAGACCUGUUUUUUAUUUGAUCACAUAAUAUAUGUGUUGUUCUGUUGUACUAUUGAAACUUGGAUUCAUUUUGAUUUGGUUAUUUAUUCUCUGAAGAAGUGACUUACACUAAGUCACGAAACAUCAGAAAAUCCAAUUUUUCUACUCAUUAGCAUAUUACAAAUAUAUUAAUUUAUUUAUCAUUGUAAAUCAUGGUAAAUUCUUUACCAAAUUCUAUCAAAUGAAUUUUGUGAUUUUAAACAAGAUUAUCAUUAUUAUUAUUAUUAUUAAAAUAGAAUUGCAAAUAUACUUCAAAUUGUAUUAAGCAUUAAACAUUUAACCACAAAUAUGCAUAAACAUAUGAUAAUCAUUUAUUCAUUUAUUUUAAACAAUCUUUAGACAACUUUGAUAAUUUAAUAAACAAAAAUAGUAACUAAGAUAAAUUUAUGUAAUUCAUGUCAAUAACUUUGAUAAAUUUCAUUCCAAAAAAACAAUUUCGUUUUAUCGACAGUACUGUCGUGAACAGAACACGGGUGGGGACAACCGAAUGUAUUUAACACAAAAUUACAGAGCUUGUUAAUAAAAUCUAACAAUCAAAUAGUAAAUACGUAAGUUCCAAAAUUUCCAUCAAUUGUCUCAUAAUGACUGAGAAUUCACUGUUCUUGCAUUUUCAUACAAAUCGCAUUCUGUUUCAAUUCUCUACUUUUCCAUCCUCUUAUCUCUCUGCUGCCAGACCUUCUGUUCACGACUAACAUCAUAUACUACUUAUGUCAAUUUAAGUGGCACACACCACAAUACUACUUACAAAAUUAUAAUGUCAAAUUUGAUUAAAUGAAUGACAUUUAUUGACAGUUAAUGUAUAAUGUAAAUAAUUAACGAAUAAAAUAGUAUACCAUGGUUUUGUUUAUUUCGUUUUCUUAUUUUCUAGUUUAAUCAUCUAUUAAAACAUUCAUUAACAUUUAAGACAGUAAUAUAAUUAUUUUAAACAAAAAAAUAAAUAAAUAAACAUUCUAAAGGUAACAGUUAACGUUUUUGGUUUACAAGUAUAAAUUUUGUACAACUAUAACUUACUAAUUUUAUGAUAGUAAACAACUCAAUCAUUUUAAACAAUAUUAUUGAUUUAUAAGCAAAGAUGAAUAGUGGAUAACAGCGGAAUCUAGGAUGCACGUUAUGCACAGUAUGCAUAUACGCCAAUAAUUGCAGUCCUAAAUAUCAAUGAGAAGAUUGAAGUAAAACUAUACUAAGUGAAUUUAAAUUUCACCCGAUCGCACAAGCCAGUGACUAUCAAGACUCAGUAGGUAAGUGGAUAAAGCGAUGGCGUUUGAAGUGAACGGUAGUGGGUUUGAGCCCCAAAUUGGAUGGAACGAGCGUCCUGGAUUCCACUGCUAGCCACUAUCCAUGUUUGCCUAUAAGGCUUGUAAAUUAAGGCAAUAUCGAGGCAAUACACGCAGUAUGUACAUAUGUCAAUAAGAGACUGAUCAGUUGUAUUCCUAAACACCAAUGGGAAGAUUCAAGUAAAACAAUGCCAAGUGAAUUAAUAUUAUUCAUUUGUUUUGAAGUAAUUGUAUUUCACUUAUUAUUUUUCUUAUUAUUUGUUGCUGUAAUAUAUGGAAAAAUAUGAUUAAUGAUCUCUUUUUACGAUUAAAGAAAUCUAAGAACAUGAAUGAAGAAUGGAAUAGUAAAUACUUGGGAAGAACGUUUCAGUUGGUCAGAUGAAGGUUUUUAUGCAGUACCAACAAUAUAUUUAUGAAAACAACCAGACAGUUGAACUUUAGCAUCCAAGUUGUAGAGUAAAUAACAUUUAAAAAUUGUCAAUGUCUUAAUUUUUUUUACUACUUCAAAAUUAUAACAUGUUCAUGUCCU